AUGCUCACACAAAUCUUUUCUGGCCAUCUUGGAAAUCUUGAAUAUGCAGCUGCUUCCCUUGGUAACAAUGGUGUUCAAACUUUUGCCUAUGGUCUCAUGCUGGGAAUGGGAAGUGCUGUUGAAACACUAUGUGGACAAGCAUAUGGAGCACAUAGGUAUGGCAUGCUAGGCAUAUAUCUUCAAAGAUCAGCCAUCCUCCUAACUCUAACUGGAGUGUCACUUACAAUCAUAUACAUAUUUUCUAAGCCUAUUCUCUUAUUACUUGGUGAAGCACCAGACGUUGCAUCAGAAGCAGCAAUAUUCAUCUAUGGCUUAAUCCCUCAAAUAUUUGCCUAUGCUGCCAACUUCCCUAAACAAAAAUUUCUCCAAGCACAGAGUAUUGUAGCCCCAAGUGCCUAUAUCUCUUUUGGAACACUAGCUUUUCAUGUCUUAUUCAGUUGGCUAGCAACAUAUAAGCUUGGCCUUGGCUUGUUGGGGUCAUCAUUAGUCCUUAGUGUGUCCUGGUGGAUUGUGGUUGUGGGGCAAUUUAUAUACAUAGUGAAGAGUGAAAGAUGCAAGAAAACAUGGGCUGGAUUUAACAUGGAUGCGUUUCAUGGACUUUGGAGUUUCUUUAGACUGUCUGUUACUUCAGCUGUGAUGCUUUGCUUAGAGACUUGGUACAUUCAAAUUCUGGUUUUGCUGGCUGGAUUGCUGGAUCAUCCUGAAUUGGCUCUUGAUUCACUCUCCGUAUGUGUGAGAGUAGGCAAUGAGCUUGGAGCAGGACAUCCAAAAACUGCAGCAUUUUCAGUACUAGUAGUGAAUUGCUUGUCAACCAUUUGUGCAAUAAUAGCAGCGAUAAUAGUGCUUGCGCUCCGCCACGUCAUCAGCUACAUCUUCACAGAAGGCGAAACCGUGGCUGAAGCAGUCUCCGAGCUCACCCCAUACCUCGCGGUUAGCCUCGUUCUCAACGGAAUCCAACCUGCCUUAUCUGGUGUUGCUGUUGGAUGUGGAUGGCAAACCUUUGUUGCCUACGUGAAUGUUGGAUGUUAUUAUCUUAUUGGAAUUCCUUUGGGUGCUUUAUUUGGAUUUUACUUUAAGUACGGUGCUAAGGGGAUAUGGAUAGGAAUUAUAAGCGGUGUAUUUCUUCAAACCCUGAUUUUGUUGUGGACAACUUUUCGUACAGAUUGGAACAAAGAGGUGGAAAUUGCUCAGAAGAGGUUGGCUACGUGGGACGACCAAAAGCAACCACUCCUAAAUGACGACAAGUAAACAGGAAGUGAAACAGAAAACUACAACAAUGAGGGACUUUUUGGAGAUAAUUGGGAUUUCAAACAGCUGGGCCCACAUGGUGCUACAAAG
Coffea arabica (coffee) is the source of this 1338-nucleotide messenger RNA. Its product is annotated as protein DETOXIFICATION 40. Gene Ontology annotation, cellular component: membrane. Gene Ontology annotation, molecular function: antiporter activity; xenobiotic transmembrane transporter activity. The record is from RefSeq and is a predicted model, not a curated record. Gene Ontology annotation, biological process: xenobiotic detoxification by transmembrane export across the plasma membrane. NCBI's taxonomy places the organism in Eukaryota, Viridiplantae, Streptophyta, Magnoliopsida, Gentianales, Rubiaceae.